This is a messenger RNA of Pteropus alecto (black flying fox), 1801 nucleotides long. It is a transcript of the gene METTL2A, whose product is annotated as methyltransferase like 2A. NCBI's taxonomy places the organism in Eukaryota, Metazoa, Chordata, Mammalia, Chiroptera, Pteropodidae. The transcript is spliced from 9 exons. The coding region runs from base 35 to 1144 and encodes 369 amino acids. The record is from RefSeq and is a predicted model, not a curated record. Gene Ontology annotation, molecular function: tRNA (cytidine-N3)-methyltransferase activity.
UUACGGAAAGGUAGACAUUUCCGGCUCCGGUAUCAUGGCCGGCUCCUACCCUGAAGGCGUGCCCACUGUGGCCGGCGAGAAGAGGCAGCAGUUCGGGACCCGGUUCCUGAGCGAUCCGGCGCGCAUCUUCCACCACAAUCAAGCCGCGGCAGCGGAGAGGAAAGUCAGGGAGAACAGUACCCAGCGGGUGUGCCAGGAGAAGCAAGUUGAUUAUGAUAUCAAUGCCCACAAAUAUUGGAACGACUUCUACAAAAUCCACGAAAAUGGGUUUUUCAAGGACAGACAUUGGCUUUUUACCGAAUUCCCAGAGCUGGCACCUAGCCAAAACCAAAAUGACAUGAAGGAUUUGCUCUCAGAAAACAAAGGAAUUGAAGUGCCUGAAUGUAGAAGAGAGCACAGACCUGGUUUAAUAAUAGAAGAACAGCACCAGUGUCAUUCAAACAGCCUUGGACAUAAAACACAGGCCCUUCCUGUGGAAGAGAAUGUAACUCAGAAACUCAGUCACUUGGAAAUCUGUGCUGAUGAGUUUCCUGGAUCCUCAGCUACCUAUCGAAUACUCGAGGUUGGUUGUGGUGUGGGAAACACAGUCUUUCCAAUUUUGCAAACUAACAAUGACCCAAGACUAUUUGUUUACUGCUGUGAUUUUUCUUCCACAGCUGUAGAACUGGUCCAGACAAAUUCAGCAUAUGAUCCUUUUCGGUGUUACGCUUUUGUUCAUGAUUUGUGUGAUGAAGAUAAGAGCUACCCAGUUCCCAGUAAUAGUCUCGAUGUCAUCAUCCUCAUAUUUGUUCUUUCCGCAAUUGUUCCAGACAAGAUGCAGAAGGCUAUCAACAGGCUGAGCAGGCUUCUGAGGCCUGGAGGGAUGAUGCUUCUGCGAGAUUAUGGCCGCUAUGACAUGGCUCAGCUUCGGUUUAAAAAUGGUCAGUGUCUGUCUGAAAAUUUCUAUGUGAGAGGUGAUGGCACCAGAGUUUACUUCUUCACACAAGAUGAACUGGACACACUUUUCACUACUGCUGGACUGGAAAAGGUUCAGAACCUGGUGGAUCGCCGAUUGCAAGUCAACCGAGGGAAACAGCUGACAAUGUACCGAGUUUGGAUUCAGUGCAAAUAUCGCAAACCUCUUCUGUCCAACACUGGCUCCUGACAUGGUGGGAGCUCACUGGGACAUUUUAAAAAGAACACCCACAAAUGGCAUCUUGUUGAUGUUGGAUAGCUCAAGGAUUCAAACAAACUUGAGCCUUGAACCUAGGAAAAAUUACUUUUUAUCAAGAUUCUAACAAUUAUCCUUCAUAUUUAUGAAACCCUUUACUAUAUACUUUUUCUCAAGUUUUUUCUUACUUUGAGAUCUCAGAGACUUGCCAUUUUGUUAGUUAUCUUAACUGAAACAUGAGAAUUAGGAAUUUAAAAGACAACAGGAAUUUAUUUCCAUGUGAAAGUAUUAUAUAUGGUAAAGUAUCAUUUGACUAUAAGUUUUAUUGAAUUAUUUGAGAGUUCAGAUACCUGGUUCCAUGAUAUUUUAAGUACUUUUCCCCCCUCUAACUUGUGUCUAAAAAUUAAAAGGAUCUUCACUUUUAGGAUUGUAUAUUUUUAUUGUGCCCUUACGUGUUUGACACAAAAGGAAUUGGGAGAACCUUAUUUUAGCCACAUCACUGAAGUGGCUAAAUGUGAUCAUCAUCAGUGUUACUUUUUUGUUCUGCUUGUUUUCAUUUACCACUUUUACACGGUUCUUUCUUGGUGGUCCAUAAGUUAUAUGAUAUAUUCUUAAUUUUACCAAAUAAAAAAUUUCAAUUCUUCAUUCCUA